AUGUAAAACCAUGGAAUAGAAUUCCUAUUUAUUAAAGGCAAUACUAAAUGUGCAGAUUCCACUUAAUUACAAUCUGUUAAAUAAUACCAUCCUAAAUUAAAUUCUCUUCGUAUGAAAGGAUUUUAGUAAUUCUUUGAUCUAAUGAAUAAAUAAUAAUAAGAUCAACAGUAAAUGAAAAUAUGUUCUUAAUGCACUCCUUAAUUAUUACCUACUGUUCUUUCUUAUCCUCCAAGAAUUGAAAUACAUAAUAGAAAAUCUAGUGAAACCAAAUUAAUAAUUAAGAAAAACUUAUUAGAAACCCUACCAGAUUCAAAUUCAUAAGAAAAAUGUAAAAAAGAAUUAAGAUUAAUUCCUUAAAAGUAAUUUUAAGUUAAAAAAACAAUAAAUAACAAAAAUGAAAUAAAUAAAGAAAAUUAAGAAAUUAUUGAAUUACCAAUCAUGAUUGCAUUUACAAAUAAUAUUAAUGUUGUACCUCCUGAAAGGACAUUUUAUAAGGCAUUUAUUACAAAAGGAAAUAAUGGAACUUUAAUAAGAUAAUCUUUAAAAUUAAGACCUUGGUGGAUAUUGAUAGAUCAACCAAAUGAAGAUUUAAAUUUAUAUUGGACAUAAUUAAGAAAAUAAUAAGAAUAUGAUUCAGUAAAAUAAUUUUAAUUGGAAAAUGUUUAAUUUACAAAAUAAUAAAAAAAAUUAAUUAAUGAUAAGAUUAAAUAUAAUAUUGAAGAAUCAGAAUUUUAAUUGUUUAAUUAAAGUAGUAUUCUUAGAGUACAUAACCAUUUAGAAUGCAAUUUCUAAGUUUGUAAUAAAAAAGCAUUAUUUUAUAAUAUGAAAAAUUAUUAUCUUUCUAUUAAUGAAGAUCCUUUUUAAUUUAUACCAUUAACGUAUCAUGUUAAAACAGGUUUAAAUGAUCCAGCAUUUUUAGAAUUUGAAGAAUUUGCAAAAACAAAUAAUAUUAAUGUUUGGAUAAUAAAACCAGGAGAAUCAUCAAAUCGAGGAAAUGGUAUUUAGGUAGCCAAUUCUAUAACUAAAGUUAAAUAAAUAAUUUCUCAAUAGAAUCUUCAUUUGAACAAUUCUAAAAAGACAUUCAUUAUCUAAAAAUAUCUAGAAAAACCAUUAUUAUAUAAUAAGAGAAAAUUUGAUAUUCGAUGUUAUAUGCUUAUGACAUGUGUAAAUAAUACAUUUAAAGCAUAUUGGUAUUAAGAAGGAUACAUAAGGACAAGUUGUAAGGAAUUUAGUUUAGAUGAUGUUGAAGAUAAAUUUACUCAUCUCACAAAUGAUGCAGUUUAAAAGAAGAAUCAAAAUUAUGGAAAAUUUGAAACAGGAAAUAAAGUAUUUAUAUUAUUUAAUUAAUUAGAUAUCUUAUAAUGAAUUUUAAAAGUAUUUAAAUGAUCAACAUAAUUAUAACUUCUAAAUAAUACUUGAUCAAUUAAAAAAACUUAGCAUUGAUAUUGUUAAAGCAACUUAUUAACAUUUAAAUCCAAAUAAACUUUUCUAUUCUUUUGAGUUAUUCGGAUUAGACUUUAUGAUUGAUUCAGAUAUGAAACCAUGGUUGAUAGAAGUCAAUACAAAUCCUUGUUUAGAAACUUGUUGUCCAUUAUUAGCUAGAUUAAUAACUCAUUUGAUAGAGAAUACAAUUAAGAUUGCUAUUGAUCCUAUGUAUCCUCCACCACUUAGCAAAAAGAAACAUUUACAAGAAUCAAAAAAUUUAAUGGAACUGGUAUUCUCGAGUACUUUGAUAAAUGAAAGAAUUUCUUAACCUAUGAUUAAAGAAGAUGAUGAUGAACACUCUGAUGUUGAUGAAGAUAAUUGA
Paramecium pentaurelia is the source of this 1807-nucleotide messenger RNA. The record is from the annotation of a GenBank genome assembly. Lineage: Eukaryota; Ciliophora; Oligohymenophorea; Peniculida; Parameciidae.